AUGGAGAAGCCAUAUGUGACUUUUAGAUUACUUAAUCAGUUUUUCCCCAGUGAUGGUGAAAACUUGAAGGAUAUAAUCAGCCUGAGAGUUCUAGUUACUCUCAUUGAUGAUUUGCCUACAGCUUCUAUGUGCCUAUCAGUUCUAGGAGGAGCUGAGAAAAUGGCUUGGGCCCUGAAUCAAAAGCAACAUCUGAAGACAAAGGAGCUUGCUAACAAGACACUUUGUGGAUCCUUGUUGCAGGAUGAUGAUAAAAAGUGCAAAGUAAAGAAGAAAAAGAAUAGCAAGUCAGCUUCUGAAUCUCUUUCUGUCGGAGUGAAUGCAUCUGCAGUUGCCGAAACUGUCAUUUAUGAGACGGAGGAGCAAUCCAAGGAUAAAAAGAAAAAGAAAGAUAAAUCAAGCAGUGAUAGGAAUGAUAGCCAAUUUGAAUCACUACCUACAGUGACGACAGUCAAAUUAAGGGACAAUGCAUCUACAAAUGCCAAAACUGUCAUUGGUGAGACAGGGAAGCGAUUCAAGGAUAAAAAGAAAAGGAAAGACAAAUCAAGCAGUGCUGGGAAUAUAGAGGGGCUUCAGACUGGAGAUCACAAUGAAACUGAUUCUAACAAGGAUAGUUUCGAGACGUCAAAUGAAGAUGUGACAGGCAAGAAGAAGAAGGAUUCUAAAAAGCAAAGAAGACUCACAUAUGAAGAAAUUGAUGUGCUGCCUGCAGAUGGAAAGAUGGAUGAGGAACCCGGACGCAGAAAGAUAGAAAAUUUGAAUGAUUCCAAGAGAGAUCAGAAAUCAACGAAGUUGAAUGGAAACCUCAAAAGUGAUUAAAAUUCUGAUAAAGCAAAUGUCAGGCAAACUAUUCAAGGUAGUGAUCAGUUACAACAGCCAUCUGGUGAACAAUUU
Prosopis cineraria is the source of this 891-nucleotide messenger RNA. RefSeq lists its product as uncharacterized. NCBI's taxonomy places the organism in Eukaryota, Viridiplantae, Streptophyta, Magnoliopsida, Fabales, Fabaceae. Bases 1 to 816 code for a protein of 271 amino acids. The transcript has 2 exons. The record is from RefSeq and is a predicted model, not a curated record.